CAUAAAAUAAGACAAAAUAAAAACAUGAGAUGAACAAAAGAGAAGUGUGACAAAACAUAUACACUCUAACCCUUUUGUCUGCUUUGUGAAAUCGAUCAAACCUAUGUGUUGUGUAGCACUCAAAAUUUUGGGGAAUCAAAAACUUAGCCUUCAACAAAUACAAGGCAGAUCUUUGAGAUGUACAAUUACGACUCCUAAUAACAAUGUUUCCUUCCUCUUUUUUUCCUCACUUUUCCCAACUUUUUCCGUCCACAAGGCACAAACAACUAUUUAAACAUCUCCUUCCCCAUUUCCAAAUUUCAACCUUUCUUCCAACCAAAACAAAAAAUAAAUAAAAAAACAAAAAAUAAAUAAAUUGAUGCCAUGGCCACCUUCUCUCAUCUUGCCUACUUCCCUGUAAGGCGUUCUUCCUGCAGAGAUAGCUAUGAUCCCAAUAAGCAAAACCUGAGCAAUAUCAAGAUCGAUGGAACUUCCAAGAAACCGGCAACCAAAGUUGAAAUGGCCGGUGUGGCAACGACUUCCAUUUCCAUGACUUUAGUAGUAAAUGACUACGUGACUGAGCAGCAAGCCCGACAGAACAUUCCGACAACCAAGCAGUCCGUUGAUCAUUUCCGACAAGGGUUCAGCAUCGAAGGUGGCGUGGGGUACAGGCAGGGGGUUGUCAUCAGGUCCUAUGAGGUCGGGCCGGAUAAAACUGCAACACUUGAGAGCGUCCUCAAUCUGCUGCAGGAAACUGCAUUGAAUCAUGUGUGGAUGUCUGGACUCCUGAGUGAUGGAUUUGGAGCAACACAUGAAAUGAUGAGGAAUGAUCUUAUUUGGGUUGUGUCCAGAAUGCAAGUUCAAGUUGACCAGUAUCCAAUCUGGGGAGAGGUACUGGAAAUCGACACUUGGGUUCAAGCAUCAGGGAAGAAUGGUAUGAAGCGAGACUGGUUGAUCCGAAGCCAAGCCACGGGCCAUGUUUUCGCUCGUGCGACCAGCACCUGGGUGAUGAUGAACCGGAAAACUAGGCGCCUUUCGAAAAUGCCAGAGGGAGUGAGGGGUGAGAUUGCACCUUGGUUCAUAGAGAAGCAGGCAAUCACAGACGAUGUCCCUGAGAAAAUCGUCAAGUUGGACAACAAUGCUAAGUAUGUCAACAGCGAUCUGAAGCCCAAGAGAAGUGAUUUGGACAUGAACCACCAUGUCAACAAUGUCAAGUAUGUAAGAUGGAUGCUUGAGACGAUUCCUGACGAUAUUUUGGAGUCUCACCAACUGACUGGAAUCACACUAGAAUACAGAAAGGAAUGUGGGAGUUCAGAUAUAGUUCAAUCGCUUUGCGAUCCAGAAGAUGGAAAGUUCAUAGAGAGACUCAAACAAGAGAAUCAAGACACGGGUUUACCGGAUGGAUUUUCUCUGGCAGCUGGAAUUCUUGAGAACGGCGGGUUUUUGGGCUCCUUUGAGAAGCAACAAUUGAGAUAUACACAUCUCCUCCAAACAAAUGGGAACCUUAAAGAUGAAGAGAUUGUUCGAGGACGGACUGUUUGGAAGAAAAAACCAGAGCCCCAUUUGCUUCUAUGUAGAAAAAUUGUAUGAGAAAAAGGGGUUUAGAAGCUUGUCCUCUAAGAAAUGGGAUGGCCUGAAUAAUGAAGGGCAUGUUGUGGAUAAGGGUAACAGAAAACAAGCAGGAUCAUGGAUUCUAAGGAGAGUGAAGAAGAAAAAAAAAAAGCCAAGGAUCUUUCAUUGUUUCGGAUGUUGCUAGCUUCAUCGAAGCUGAAUAACAAUCCUAAUAAACGAGCCAGAUAUGUAAAUGACGAGUUAACGGAAAAAGGUAACAGAAAACAAGCAGCAUCAUAGAUUCUUCGGAGAGUGAA
Molecule: messenger RNA, 1847 nt
Organism: Pyrus x bretschneideri (Chinese white pear)
Lineage: Eukaryota; Viridiplantae; Streptophyta; Magnoliopsida; Rosales; Rosaceae
Product: palmitoyl-acyl carrier protein thioesterase, chloroplastic-like
Exons: 6
Coding region: 364-1569 (401 amino acids)
Biological process (GO): fatty acid biosynthetic process
Molecular function (GO): fatty acyl-[ACP] hydrolase activity; acyl carrier activity
Source: RefSeq, a predicted model, not a curated record